GCACCAUAAAGCGAAUGGUCAAAGAAAGAAAAACGGCAACCAUCCAAACUAUGCUAGAUGAGCUAGAAAUGGAAAUGGUACCAUUCUCCAGGCACCUGUUUAACGCCAGUUGGCAGUGGCAACAAUACGACAUCAUUUCCAAGAACGUCCCACCUAACUGGGUGGUGUUUUGCAUGGACUUUGGGGAGAACUAUUCGUGCAAAUCACAAGAUGAGGCCCAGGGGGCUCACUGGUCUAAUGUUCAGGCAACAAUACACCCAGUUGUAGCAUCAUACAGAUGUACUGAAGAAGGCUGCACAAGAACUGUCACAGACUCGAUGAUGUUCAUUAGCAAUGACACAAAGCACUGCAACCACGGUGUGCAGCAUUUCAGUAAGACGGCUAUUAAGCAGCUUCAGGAAAAAGGCGUCAAAGUUGAAAAACUUGUUCACUUCACAGAUGGUGCAUCAUCACAGUACAAAAGCAAAAUUAACUUCAGCGAUGUAUCACUUUCCAUCUCUUAUUUUGGUUUUCAAACCGAAAAACAUUACUUUGGAAGCAGACAUGGCAAGGGUCCAUGUGACCGUGAGAUUGGAGUGCUGAAGAAGCAGGCCAAUAUAAAUGUAGCUGCACGACAGGCCGAGAUAGCCAAUGCAUUUGACCUGUACAACUUUGGAAAGGAAAACUUGACACGACCAAGCAUACCUGGCGAGCAUGUCCAUGAAAAGAGGAGCUUUAUAUUUGUGCAAGAGGGCAAAAUUAAUCGUAACAGACCAGACCAUACAGAUGUAGAAACACUCAAAGGAACACAACGGCUACACUGUGUAACGGGUACAGACAAGCCCUAUGUUGUUGCAUACAGGGAGCGAAGCUACUUUUGCCACACCUGCAUGACAAGAAUCGGGAAAUGCAGCAAUGAGGAUAUAACUGGCACAUGGAACAUUUCAAACUUGAAGGGAGUGAAAGGGAAGACCAGAACAGAUGACCUUGCUGCCAAUAUUAACAGAAGUCGGAACAGGAAGAAAGAUGCAGUGGUUGGAUCAGAUGAUGUGGACCUUCCUGAAAAUGCCAGCAGUUUCAGCAGUCAGAACGCGACAAAGGACAUGACUGAAUCGGAUGAUGUGGCCCUUCCUAACAACCCCAGCAGAAGCCAGAACGGAGAAAAAGAUAGUGGUUGGAUCCGAUGAUGUGGACCUUCCUGAAAAUGCCAGCAGGACCCAACAAGAACCUGUCAAUCGCCAGCUCACCGCAGGGGAUAUAGUUAUAGUCGCAUUUGAGCAGGCAUGGUAUCCAGGUGCCAUCAAGCACAUCAUUAGUGAUGAACUGGCAGUUACAUGUAUAUACUGCAUGGAUCGUCCAAAUAAAAAUAAGCAAAGUUUUGUUUGGGAAAAAGAUCUAACUGUUAACAGGAAAUUCAUUCUAUGUGUUAUUAAUCCAAGCUCACUCAUUCCAGAUCCAUCUUUGCGUUACUUUCUCUUGAACAGCAAAGAAGUAGGUAAAAUUAAUGCACUAUACACUGUUUAUGCCAGUAAGUAUUUGUAAAUUUUUAGUGUCAAAGGUUGUAUUGUCAAAGUAUGUCAUCAGAGGUUUGUCAAAGGUCUGUAGUCAAAAGUUUAUCAGGUUUUCAGCAAAAGUAAGUCACCAUGGUGGCAUGAACUAAAUAAAUUAAAUGAAAUUCAUUUAAUGAAAUGUGCCAUGUUCUUCAGUGGGAUCGUCAGUUUAAAGUCUCCACAAUAAAAUACGUAAUUUAAGAAACGAGAUAAGAAUGAAAAAAAACAACUCAUUGACUCAAUUCACUCGUUGCUCAGCAUCAAUAUAAUGUUGGAAAUGAUUCACAUUUAAAUAUUAAAGUUACAUUUAUGUAAUUAAUUUCAUGAUGUCAAAGAUUUCAACUUCUGAUGUCAAAGAUUUCAACUUCUGUGAAGUACAUGUGCAACCUUGUUGCAUGCUCAAAGAAGGAUGAAGUGGCUUAUCAAUAUGUAGAUACAUGGAGAUGCUCCCUAGAAAUGAAAAUACUAACAACUGCACAUAGUAACAUAGGCAAUUUUCUGAAGGUGAAGGCUCCAGUAAAGCAAGUACAUGUAAUAAUAAACUUGUCACACGAAAUGUUUGAUUUGAAA
Molecule: messenger RNA, 2099 nt
Organism: Patiria miniata (bat star)
Lineage: Eukaryota; Metazoa; Echinodermata; Asteroidea; Valvatida; Asterinidae
Exons: 5
Coding region: 15-1166 (383 amino acids)
Source: RefSeq, a predicted model, not a curated record